Molecule: messenger RNA, 1315 nt
Organism: Coniophora puteana RWD-64-598 SS2
Lineage: Eukaryota; Fungi; Basidiomycota; Agaricomycetes; Boletales; Coniophoraceae
Exons: 3
Coding region: 1-1155 (384 amino acids)
Source: RefSeq, a predicted model, not a curated record
AUGCUCCUCUUCCUCGCAGACGCGGCGACCUCGAGCCCCUGGACCCUCCCGCUCACUGCUCUCGCCGUUGCCCUCGCCUCCCUCUACAUCUAUGCUUCUCCAUCUUCUUCUCCGCGCCGAACUGUCACCACACGCCCUGCAUACCCACCCGCAUACCGCACGCGCCAACACCUCGCACGCCUCGCGGUGUUCGCACAUACGUUCUUUGUCCUCUGGCUCGCCGCGCACACGCGCCCGCAGAACCUCUUCACCCGUCUGAGCAUACCGCUCACGACGCCCACUGAGCAUAUACGCUCGCUGCUGCUUGAUGACGCUGUCAAGAACAGGGGAGGCGCGGGCGGUACAAGCGAUGUGGUUAUGAGUGUGCCUAUUCCACCGGAUGUGGACGCGCUCUUGAGCAGACUGGCUUCGCCAGAGUCGCGUGCGCUGUAUUCUCGAUUCGGCCAACGCGCCAUGCAGACCUGCUCCUUCUGCCAGUCCUCGACGGACUACUCGUUGUUCACUCUGCCAGGUAUAGUGCUGGCAUACCUCCGCACGGCUAUACUUGUUGCCUGCCUCGCGUCCGCGCCCAACUACCGCGCACGCUUCCGGACAUAUGCAUUGGGUCUUCUCGCGUGCGCAGCGCUCGCAGAGGGGUACGCGUUCACAGUCGCGAGCGACGUGCCCCUGCCCAAGAACGGGCGCGGUGUGUUCAUGUGGCACGACACUCUGCACCUCGCCCGACACCUCCUCUUCACUCUUCUCCCGAUCGUCAUUCAGUUCCUCCCUCCGAUCCCACCGCCUGUGCCGCCAACUUUCAUCCUGCAGCAGGCUCAGGCACAUCUCGAGCGCGGCCUCGCACGUACACACCUCCUCAAACGCACCAGAGGCGCUGUCCUGCGCAACCCGUCGCUACGCGAGAAGGCUGUCAGCUGGUGGACGCGUAACGCGCAGGAAGGUGCAAUGGGGAGAGCGGAUGAAAGUGUAAGGCGUGCGGCGGAGAGGGCGGGGCUUGGGUAUGGUGAGGUACCUGUGAAGUCUGGUCUGGAAGGCGCAGCGGCGGGUAUGGGCAACGUGGGCGGGGAGGGACCGCUCAGGGUGAAUGCGAGGGCGGCGGUGGAUUCGCUGAGCGCGCAGUUUGCGCCGUACGCGGAGCUCGAGGUCGUGCCAAGCUAGACCAUGGUUGGACAUGUAUGCAGGGGUAGAUUGUGUGCUGUAGGACCUCUAAUACUGUCGAUAGUAUGGGUCGUUGCUGUCGCUUUAUUUCCUUUCCCGCUGUUGUGCAAUCAAUGGAACGUAGAGCUGGUGCCUCAACUGGCAUUGCAUCUAUGAUAUC